AUGGUCAAGCGGUUUUGGAGAAAGAUCAACGAGGUGGCGGAGGGAGUAGGUGUGGGAGGGGGUGCCGACCACGAGGGAGGAGGCGAGGAGACGGCAGGCGCCGUGGUAGAGUACAGCGUCGAGGAGGAGGAGGGAGGAGGAGGAGGAGGAGGAGGAGGAGGAGGAGGAGGAGGUCAAGGAGGAUACAUCAAGGCAGGCUCAGCGCGGGUGCGCGCGGCCCGGGUGGCGGGUAGCAGCAGGUUGGCGAGGCGGCCUGCACAGGAGGGUGGGGCAGGAGGGCAGCAGCAGGAGGGCGUGGCGGCUGCGCAGGAGGGUGGGGCAGGAGUGCAGCAGCAGGAGUUUAGGGUGGCAGCUGCGCAGGUGGGUGGGGCGGGAGGGCAGGAGCAGGAGGGCGGGGAGGCGGCUGAGUAUUGUCGAGGAGAUGAUCGACAGGCCGUGAUAACAAGGAGACACGGCACGGCCAGUGGCAACGGACAGGCGGGCCCUUCGACCGGAGGGCCUUCGACGGCAGGCCAAUCGACGGCGAACGUUGCACCUGGAGGUCAGGUCGUCGAGCUACUGCAGAGGGUCAAGAAGGAAAUGUUGAAAGGGGCGAGGGCGAAGAUCGACGAGAUGACCGGGAAGAUCAUCGAGGAGGUUUCAGCCGCCAUCACAAAAGCGAGCGAGGACGCCGUCGAGAAGCAGCUCAAGCAGGUCGAGGAGCGGUUGGUUGCUGCGGUGCUGAAGGGUUUCGAGAAAGCCAUCAAGGAGGACAUGUUUUACACUAACCUCCCACCUGAGACCAUGAAGGAGCUGAAGGACAUAGUGAGGCAAGGCUACCAGGAAGGCGAAGCUGGGCGACUGGAAGUCCUCACCGAAGCGAUGGCGAGAGGUUUUCAGCGAUCGACGGGCCCGUCGACGAGGUCGCGUCAGGAGGGUGUGGCAGGGGUUCGCUGCGGCGUUGAGCCUUGUGGUCACGAGUGCUCGGUUCCUCCGUCUUCUUCGGUGGGAGGACAUGUCACCAAGCCUGUCGAGGAUAACGAGGUCAUCGUUCUCGACCAGUCGCCCCUCCCGAAGACCUCUGCAGCGGCUCCUAUCGCUCCGCCUGAUGCGUUCGCUUCGAUGCGGGACAUGCUGCAGGACCUGGGGAAAACGGAUGGGAAAGGAGUGGUUGCGGGGGAGAAAAGUGGUGCCCCGAACGUGCACGUCGCCUCAACCGGGAAUAGAGCCCUUGGAAAUCGAGGUGCCUCUACCCCGUCCGGCGUCAGUGCGGGGAAAGGAGCGGGAGAGGCAACCGCUGGGUUGAUGUCGAAGACUAAAGGGGCAUCAGCUGUGCAGAGCGGCAACGUUUGCCUUAGCGAUCCGGGCUCCCCUUCAACGUCGAAGAAGAAGCCUGCUGCGACGAAGUCGUCGAAGCGCUCUGCACAUGCGACAGAGAGCCUUGGGGUCGUGGAGAUGGCCAGCGUCCCUGGUCAGGCGCAUGUCGAGAAGACCACUAUUGUCGUUGCUGCUCGACAGGAAAAGUCGAAGAAGGCCAAGGUGAUGGGUUACACCCCACCUCCUCCCCCGGACGACCAAGGCAAGACGAGUGGCUGCAAAGCUCCCUUCAAAGGACAGGGUUUCGGGUUGCGGAAGGGGAAGCCGGUUUCCGAGCAGACCGUCGGCGGGAAGAAGCGGUUCUUGGGACACUUUGAAACGGAGAAGGACCAAAAGUUCUGUACGGCCAUCUGCUGGCGCGUGUACUUCCCCGACAUUGUCCUUACCGAGUACGAGGCGUUUACGGCGCUGGAUGAGCAGGAGUGGAAGGUCUAUCUUGAUGCAGCUGCUAAAAUGCCAACUGGCGUUUGGAGCGUGGCGCAAGAACAAGGGCAAUGUUGUUUUGACGUUUUCCAGUUGCUGUUGGCGACGGCAAAUAAGGAAGUUCGAGCUGGAACCGACCGGGGAAUCGCGCUGUGCGCGGCGAUUGGUAAGGUUGCGACGCUUGGCAUGAAGCACGAGAACCUGAUUUAUCCGGUUCCUAAGGGCAUGGCGGCGACACCACACAUGAUGGCCAUCGCUGCAACUCUGGCGAGCUUGUGGGCGGCGUACAGGAAGUUGUCGAGGGAGGAUAUUAAGAAGGAUGCCCUAGCUGCCGCAAACGCUACUCUCUUCGCCCUGGAGACUGCGACCAAGGCUUGUGUGGCUGCCAUGGCCGCGCUCGUGUCCAUACUUUUGCACGUCGGCAAGACGUUCCCGGCGAAGCAGUGGUCCGAUCAGCUGUAUUCGUCGGCUGUCGAAGGUCUCGGCUCGACGGACCCUGUCCUGUUGCAGAUGGUGCGCGUGGCCGCACAGGUCUGCACGCAAUGGUGCUGCUGUCGAGCGGCUGCUCGCUUGCUGGAGGACGCGGGCUAUGGCAGCCUGGCAAUGCCAGAAGAAAAGAGCAAGGCGAAGCUGGGCGACGAGGAUGCUACGGAGAAGGAAACGGGCGGGCAAGGGGAGUAG
Messenger RNA from Closterium sp. NIES-65, 2460 nucleotides. NCBI's taxonomy places the organism in Eukaryota, Viridiplantae, Streptophyta, Zygnematophyceae, Desmidiales, Closteriaceae. The record is from the annotation of a GenBank genome assembly.